AUGCUGCGACCGAAGAAUACCACCUGUUUGUUUUGCUCCUUCAAGACAUCACGGCAGCACACUAUCUCUCGACAAUGGACGACCCAGCAGACCGCGAAUGUGAGCACUCAAUAUGCCAGCCGACCUGGUCGCAUGAGCCUAGCAAAGGCACGAGCCGUUAAUACUCCUGAACUGAGAGCAGGUGAGGCAGGACGACCGGGGAGGAGGAAACAAGACGGUCCUUUUGGUGGAAUGAAUUUGAGGGAGGCGAAGAUUCGUGGAUUACCAGAGCGUUCAGAUGCACUAAAGGAAUGGUCAAAAGACUGGAGAGAAAGGGGAUCUCGGUCGGGUAGCAGGCAUUCGAAGGACGAUCCACGAGCUGGAGGCUUUAAAGCAUUGAAGAUGCAAAGGGCGUUGGCACCGGUGUCGUACAACUCUCGAAUGAGAGUCAAAGAGACUAUGCGCCAAAUCGAGACCUUUGAUCAUUUUCCCUUGCUGGAAACUGUCAAGGCUUCGAUAUCAACACAAGCACUACCUGGGAUGGAGAAUAUCAGCCCCACGCCAGUACAGAGAAUUGCAAUUCCAGCAUUAUUAGGGAGUGAAUCUACGGUUAGAAGGAGUAAAGCAAAAGAUAUCGAGAAGAAAGAAUUUCUGCUCGCGGCCGAGACAGGUUCUGGGAAAACACUGGCAUAUCUUGUACCCGUUAUCAAUGCCGUUAAAUUGGCAGAAGCUCAAGAUCCUAAUAUCCAAGCAUACAAUGCGGCAGUGGAAGAGGAACGGACAAGGGGAAAAAAGGGACCCUCCUCAGCGCCUUCCAUGGCAGAUAUGCCACAUCCUACAAUGGCACGACCUCGAGCAAUAAUACUCGUACCGACUUCCGAAUUGGUGGCCCAAGUGGGUAAGGUGAUCAAAGCUUUCUCUCAUACGGUGAAAUACCGUUCAGCUAUGAUAUCGUCUGCUCUCAGUGGCACAGUUAUACGAAAUCGUCUGUUUACGCCAAAAGGAAUUGAUAUCUUGGUGGCUACCCCCCAUCUAUUAUCUGCAGUUGCUGAUUCAGACCCGAAUAUUCUGUCCAGAGUCACGCAUUUGGUUGUGGAUGAAGCCGAUUCUUUACUUGAUCGCGGAUUUUCUCCAUUGACAUCAGCUAUCAUCGAUCGAGCAAGUCCAUCUUUGAAGCAACUCAUACUGUGUUCGGCCACCAUUCCACGAAGCAUGGAUAAUUAUCUACGAAUAAGAUUCCCAGAUAUCCGGCGCCUAGUUACACCAAAUCUUCAUGCUAUCCCUCGUCGUGUACAGCUCGGUGUUAUUGACAUUGAACGUGAUCCCUACAGGGGAAACAAAAAUCUGGCUUGUGCUGACACAAUCUGGGGCAUCGGAAAAGCAGCCGCUGAUCAAGAUAGCCCAGUCAAGGGUCAAAUGGACGUCAAGCGCAUUCUAGUAUUCGUCAAUGAACGUGAAACUACUCAAGAAGUCGCCGAUUAUCUCGUUUCCAAAGGUAUCGAUGCAAUCGCUCUAAGUAGAGAUACUCCUGAACAACGACAAGCGGAGAUGCUUGCAACAUUUACACUCUCGACUCCCUUGACGGUCCCAAAAAUAGAGUCUCAUCCUGGUUUCCUUUCCGAUAACCAACCCAAUUACGUGCCGUUCGGAAGUGUUGCACCGCCAGUUAAGAGACGCCUUCCUAACACCAAGGUUCUGGUGACCACGGAUUUGGGGUCGAGAGGUAUCGAUACUCUUGCUGUCAGACAUGUCAUUCUGUAUGAUGUUCCACACUCUACAAUUGAUUUUAUUCAUAGACUUGGACGAACGGGACGGAUGGGAAGGAGAGGGAGGGGUAUUGUGUUGGUUGGGAAGAACGAUAGAAGGGAUGUGGUUGCUGAGGUUAGGGAUGGAAUGUAUAAAGGACAGGCUCUUAUUUAG
Hymenoscyphus albidus is the source of this 1899-nucleotide messenger RNA. NCBI's taxonomy places the organism in Eukaryota, Fungi, Ascomycota, Leotiomycetes, Helotiales, Helotiaceae. The record is from the annotation of a GenBank genome assembly.